AUAGUAUAGCCGCGUUAUUGGAAACUUGGCACCAGUGGUGAACAUUUUGACGUAACAGAGACAAUUUGGGUUCAACAAGACUCAUACGAACGUAAUAACUCGUCGAAAACGCCAGAUACAUAGAAAACUUGGUGCUGUGAAGUGUAUUUUUUGAAUAAUUUUUUACCAUCUCGAAGUCACGAGAACGCGAUUUUAAUAGUGAGCGAUUUUCGGGUAAUUUUUGUGUUAAUCAAAUCGGUGAAAUGGGGGGCAUUGCGUGGAGCCAACCCCAACUCGAAGAAGGAGUUCGAGAAAAUCCUGUCGAAGAGGAGAUUCGAGACAAUCCUAUCGAAGAAGAACCCCUUCAAGAAGCAGAUACAAUAAACGAUGGAGUGGCGGAUCAAGAUGCCAGGAAAGAGAAAUAUAAACAGGAUAUGGAGAAUUUCAAACAAAUGCUGCAAAAGAAAAGAGAGGAACGCAAACAAGCCAUUACCAAGAUAUCAGAAGAAAUGAACGAGUUGAGGAAAAACACCGAUGAUUUGGAAAAAGAACGUACUCUUCGGAUAGGCUUGGAAAAACAAGUCAAAGCUUUAAAGGAGGUUUCCAUCGUUAGCAAUGAAAUGUUACAGUUGCGAGAAACUCAGGUAGCUGAAUUAAAAAAACGUCUAAACAAUUUGGAGACCACUGCAGAAGAGAAUCUGACAAGUUUACGUAGCCAGUAUGAGAAUCAAAUUGAAAACAUCCGUAAGCUAAGGCAGCUGUAUGAAGAACGAGCCGAAGCUGCGGCUCGAGGCCAUGAAAAAGAAAUGGAAAAAGAACGCGCUAAAAAUACAUUAUUGGAAUUGAAACUAGAAGAGCAUGCCAACGAUGCGGCAACAAUUCAACAACUUAAUGAGAAAAUCGACGAGCUCGAGAAGAAAGUUAGCGAGAAGGAGUUGGAAAACGAAGAAUUAAAGGAGCUACGUAGUUCGCUUGUUGCUGAAUGCAACAAUCUUACAUCUCAGCUUACCCUCAUCAAUAAUUUAUUCUCAAACAUGCUAACAGGUGACAUGGACUUCGACCUGUUGACCCAGUUGUUGCAAGACAAUCAUAACUUGAUCACUGAUCUGAUUGCUAAUGGAGAUAUCAACGAUACUGCCGCUUUAUUGGUCAAUAUCGCCGAAAAAACGUACAAGAAACAAGAAAACAUCCCAACAGUUUCAACCAAUACUAAACAAGAGAUCGCUACCAAUUUACCCAAAGUUUGGAGAAUGCUAAUUGAGCUGUUGAGCAGUCACGAAGAAUCCAGCCACGUUGUUCAAGGUACCUCGGAUGAAUGCUACAAGCAUGUCAAAACUCCCACAGGUUCCAGAACUGUGAUCAGUGUUAGUCAAACGUUUCUUCGUUUAAAAGAUCUAAUUUUGGAGAAAAACAGCCUUGUCAAAGAAGUAGGCAGAUUGAAGACCCUGAAUGGGCAUUUGGAGAACCGGCUGGAUCAGCAAGAGAAACGUUUGGGUGUUGUGUCAUCAGAGCUGAAGAAAACUUGGGGCAUUGUUAGCAAGCUCAAAGUGCAGCAUAGGCAGCUACACACGCAUGAGAAAAUUCUCAGAUACGAAUUGCAGCACAAACGUCAAAUGCUAACCGAUCUGAAGCACGAGCUGGAGUACUGUAGAGAGACCUGGGAUCGAGCUAAGGAGAAGAAUACUCAGAAUGAGCAUGAUUGGGAACUCCUGCGAAAAGAGUUUGCCUUGAGGAAGUCCAGAGAUACCAGUAAUUCAACGGAGAGUGGUUAUGAAGAUGAUGAAAACUCACAGUCGCCAGAUAUUUCAACUAGUGAGCUGGAGUAUGAUUUAUCUGAUAGUCAGAAGUCCAGUGAGAUGAAUAGUCCUUCGAUUGAGCUGGAAGAUGCAGCUUCUGACGCUACUGUUAUCGAAUUGAUUGAUAUGUUGGAGUUUGAGGAUGAAUCUCAGGGACAAGAUGAUGAUAAAAUGAUCCAUGAAAAGUCACCUGAAGGCUGUCUAGGUCAGGGAGGAUCUUCUGAAGGCUGUGUGGAUUCUGAGAGACUUCAAGGGACUAGUUCAGAGAUCUCCGAAGAUGAUAGGGUGACUGGUGGAUUUCAUGUUUCUGAAUCGGAAUCAUUAGAAGGCUACGAAAUACUUGAUGCAUCUCAGGUAACGCUUCCGGAAGCAACUGAAUCGUUGGUUUCAGAAAAUCCCUCAGAGAACUUGGCAGAUCCAAUGAGAUCUUCAACAGAAGAGCUCAAAUCUCCAGAAAAUUUGGCAGAUUCCAUUAGAUCAUCAUCACCAGUCCUUGAAUCUCCAGAAAACACAGCAGAUCCAAUGAGAUCUUCAUCACAAACUCUUGAAUCUCCAGAAAACACAGCAGAUCCAAUGAGAUCUUCAGUAACAGUGCAAGAAUCUCUAGAAAACUCAGCAGAUCCAAUCAGAUCUUCAGCAACAAUGCAAGAAUCUCCAGAAACCCCAGCAGAUCCCAUCAGAUCAUCCUCAAAGACACUCGAAUCAUUGGAAUCUGCCACAGAUUCAUUGAGAUCUCCCACAUUUGAAUCCUCAUCAGUCAAUGUUGCAGAUUCAUCAAUAAGUUCUGCAACCAGUCCAACAGAAUCUCCCAAAGACUGCACAAAUUCAUCGAGAUCUCCCUCAGUAUCAUCAGAAUCACCUGAUCACUGCCCCGAAUUGAGAUCUCUUUCCGAAACUCGUCUCAGAUCUGAAUCCUGCGACGAGCCCCAACAAUCGAUCUCCAGUUCCAGUGCUGACCAAACUACUAAACCAUUCGUGAAACGUAAAAGUUCAGAAGAAAUUCUAGAAGCUAGAGCAGCCAGAUUACGCCGCCUAGAACACCAAUGCCAAUCACUUUUGAAUCAAAUGGCAUUGACUUCGUUGAGAAGUGACACAUUAUCUACAAGACUGGAAGAGCUCCAUGAACAAUAUGGUUCGGAGGAUAGACCAGAAAGACGCCCACAAUCCGAAAAUACCACCGAGGAACAGACUGUUUCACAAGCUUCUACUGCAGAAUCGGACUCGAGAGAGAAUCGUCUACAGCAAAUGGAAGAAAACUGUAUCAAGAUGUUGGAAAAUGUCGCCGAUGGAGCCGAAUUAAACGUCAGGCUCGAGAACAUUUGCGUUUCUAGUCACGAAUCGAACCCUUCAAACGAAGCCGUUGACACAGCUAACGAAUGUGAUAACUUUGUUAACGAAUCCACUCAAUAAAGUGCAUUCGCUUGUUAACGAUUGUGUGAGAGAAACGCAGCUAGAGAGAUGUUGCAAAUGACAUCGUAUAAAUGUUAUGUACAUUUAUAUAUACGAGACGACGUGAUAUUUUCUAUUUUAUGAUGUAAAGUGCUCGUUAACAUUUGCCCGCGCGUAUUUAUUGUUGAAUAUUUUUUCCGAUUUAAUUCGGAAGAGCUUAUAUCUUCCUUUCUCUAUCUCUCUAUUUAUUUUUUUAAAUCGUAUUUUGUUACCUGUUUGUUUUUAUUUUUAAAACAUUUUUUUCCGUUUAAUUCACUCCUUUUAGAAUUUGUACCCUUUUACUAAUAAAAACCAUGUUUUUUCAGUA
Planococcus citri (citrus mealybug) is the source of this 3531-nucleotide messenger RNA. RefSeq lists its product as uncharacterized. The record is from RefSeq and is a predicted model, not a curated record. The transcript has 3 exons. Bases 243 to 3185 code for a protein of 980 amino acids. NCBI's taxonomy places the organism in Eukaryota, Metazoa, Arthropoda, Insecta, Hemiptera, Pseudococcidae.